AUGGCCGUCGCUGUUCACGCUGCCGUCGACGGCGAAAUCGGACAGCAACUCCCUUUCAUCGUUCGUCGUCAGCACAAUCCCGAGGAGCUCGAAGAAACCUCGCCGCGCCCACAUGCGGAGCCAGAGUUUCCUCCCACGCCCGCUCGUGCGUCCGGCAUGAGGCGGGGCGACACGAUCUACACCGGGAGCCGACGCCGGUACGAUCUCAACACGCUGCUCGAAUCGCCGCACAGGUCCGACAACCUGGCGCAGAGCGUCGUCGUCCGGCACCGGCUGGAUCUCUACCGGGCGUACCGCAAGGCACUGGCCGAGUCGCUGGGCCUGUCCGAGGAUGGAUCGCUAUCGCCCCGCGUGACGCCUGCCGUGUACAACGGGUACAUGCGCGACGUCCCGGAGCGGCUGGCGAGGGCCGAGAGCCUGUCGGAGCUCAUGCAGCUCCCCUUUGACGACCCGCUCCUCAAGCACGUCGUCGAGAGCGUGCCGGACGCCCGGAGGAUCUGGGCCACCAAGGGCGUGCCUGUGCUCGCCGCAGCCAUCAACAGGGCGAGGGUGCAGCCCACCGUUUGGUAUCCCGAUCUGUCCGACGAGGGCACCGUUGCCGCCACGGGGGCUCAGACUACCGAUCGGAGCAUCCUUCGUCGUCAGCAGCGUAUCCUGGAGGAGAUGCUGGGCCAUCUGAGGCUCUGA
Messenger RNA from Pseudozyma flocculosa PF-1, 687 nucleotides. RefSeq lists its product as uncharacterized. The transcript has 2 exons. The coding region runs from base 1 to 687 and encodes 228 amino acids. Lineage: Eukaryota; Fungi; Basidiomycota; Ustilaginomycetes; Ustilaginales; Ustilaginaceae. The record is from RefSeq and is a predicted model, not a curated record.